Molecule: messenger RNA, 3673 nt
Organism: Amblyraja radiata (thorny skate)
Lineage: Eukaryota; Metazoa; Chordata; Chondrichthyes; Rajiformes; Rajidae
Gene: cfap20dc
Product: CFAP20 domain containing
Exons: 16
Coding region: 1-2412 (803 amino acids)
Source: RefSeq, a predicted model, not a curated record
AUGUUCAAGGGCGAGUACCAGGGAGGAGCCUUUGUAGAAAUCUUCAGCUCGCAAGGCAAAGACCCGGUUGCAAAAUGGAAACUUUGUGGAAACCCUACAGUCCAGAAAGUUUUUGAUAAAGAAGUGAAGAGCUAUGUUUAUAUUCUGGAAGGCAGCUGUCAACGGAACAAGAUGCAGUUACCCAAAGACAGCAAGCACUCGCUUGGUCUUAUUCAACGCUUCCUUGUGCUACAGCUCUGUGUACCAGUGGGACAAGACUUCUCGACAGAAUUGCUGAUUACUGAUUUGGGAAAUAUCAAGAGACGACUGUAUUUAUCCACCAUCCACAAGGAGUUUUCUACAACUCCACUCCAUGCAAAGAUCCCACUCAGUAUCAUCAAACGCAAAAUUUGGAGCAACGUUUGUAUUGACAUGGUCUCGUUCGCCAGCGCCGCUUUCAAAGGCACGGGCUUCCAGUUCCUGGACAGGAUCGUUGUCUCAGCUAAUUGCAAACUUCGGAAGAUAUUCACAAUGAAGUUCCAGCCACUGGAUACUACCUUUGAGGAUGACAUGUACUCCCUGCAUUGUAUCUCCGAUGGACCCACAGACAUGAUCCCCAAAUGCUGCCAGCUGGCCAUUGACAUUGAUCAGGUCACACAGCUUCUGAACGUGGUGAAGCUCAAACGAGGAGAACUUCGCAUCGGGAGCCAACAGCUCGCUUCAGCAGACUUGGACCAGCCGUCCAGCCGGGGCAUAGUCAGUGCACGCAGUGUCAGGAACCAAGAUAUUUCACACAUUGCCUUUGGAUCAAAAGUACCUGGGCCACCACCUGCCAUCAGCAAAAAGGUUGGGACAACAGCACCUAAAGAUUUACCAAUCCUGUCGGACAGUAAGACGCCCAAGUCUUCCGGCCAGCCGUGCUGCAAUAAAGAAGAACUCUCAGACAAACUGAUCCACAGGGCAGAAACGCAAGGUUCAAGUCAACCGGAACCAACUAAACAAACAAGGCAGGAGAAUAUGUGCUUUACAAAGCAAACAACGGAGGCUAUAACUUCAGAUACCUCGUCACCAGAUCACCUCGGCAGCCGAGCGACGCAGGGACAGAUGCCCAAUGUCCCACCACAUCAUCAGAUGAAGAGUGAAUGUGAACUCAACAGAAGCUCCAUGCUGCUUCAGAGUAGGAGGGACCCUGGGCUUCAGGCUGGAGACAAAUGGCUCUUCUCCGACCUCUCGGAGGAAGGUUUCCAGUCCCGUUCCUCUCAUCACUCCACACCCAAACAACGGCACUCCAGAAACAAUGCGCGUUCAGACGUAAGAGGCCGCAGCGCGGAGAACGGACGCGUCUCAGCAUGUUUCAGUGAAGAUGAUGAAAGGGAGGAUGAAUUAAAACUGAAGGACGUGUACACAUAUUCAUCGCAGCCAAGAUCAGCUCCCCGCGGCAGGUUGCACAACGCUUCAUCGCAAGGCAUCAUGUGGACUGUGGAAAUGAAGGGUGAUGAAGAGCAGGACAUCGCAGAUGAGAGAGAAGCUCCAAUGGAGGAAGAUUUCCAUGGAACUUACAGCAGUGAGGAGGAGGAUUCACUGAAUGGAAUGACCAAACUACCUUUGGAAACUCUGACGAGUACAGAAGUCUCGGCGGUCGAACACACGUUGGGACCUUUGGAAGCAAGAUCUGCUUCAGUGGAGCGACCCUCGAGGGCAACUCCUGCUCUUCCCAAAAUGGACUCGCAACAGUUUCCGAACAGUUUCACUCCAGUCCAGAGCAGGUCUCCCACCAUGCUGGAUGUUCCAGACGCUGAAAUCAACUUGACAAAGGGGAAAGAUGCCCAACCCAGGACUAUGGUCAAAACAUCUCUGAAAGAAAUUCCCAAGGAAGACCCAAGACUAACUACAGAGACAUUUGAAUAUGACUGGCUGAAAUACCAGCCCAAGGAUAUGAGUGAAUCUGACGAAGCAAGGAUGCUGGCCAGCUUACGGAGACAGCAGCUGGAGGAGAUGGAGGACGACGGGAAGACAAACCACCUGAAUGCGGUUCAGCUGGGAGACUGCGCCUAUGGCGACGACAGCAUCAGCACGAGCAGUGAUGACACCAGCAUCUGGAUCGCCCAACACACUGGGCUGCCCGCCAACCAAGGCCAUCACUACCAGGAUGAGAUGCUUUUGACCCUGUCUCAGAAAAAAAUGAACCCGCUCUUUCUUUCCAACCCACGUGACUGGGGUGAUAUUUUCAGUCCACCCAUCAUUCUGCCCAGUGAACAGAUGAAAGAUCAAAAAAAUAUAAUUUCACCAAGACAACCAUCUGCUCUUCAGGAUUUAACAAAUGACGCGGGGAAUGUGAUGGAAGACCAGGAUGAAGUGUUGGAUUUGUUAUACGAUCCUUGUUUGAAUUGUUACUUUGAUCCGAAAACUGGGAAAUACUACGAGCUGGCAUGAUUUGACAAUGAAGGCCUUUGAAGAUUCACCGUCGCCCGGCAACCGCUUGGAUGUUACUUGGAUCCCGGGAGCAUUUUUUGUUUCAAAGUAAGUCCUGGCAGUGAUCACAGCACAGGAACCACAACAGGCAGAAGGCGGCUGGCUGCAAGAUACACAAGUUGAGAGAACAGCAGCGAUACUUCAGCAUCAAUAGAAAGCACUUUGUCCUUCUUCAGUCACCAAACCUUGCAGCUGGACAGAUUCCGCGGUUAUAUAUUUUCAUUGUUCGUGUUAUUCCUCACGCUUCGCUGCUCAGUUCCAGCCAUGCCUUAUUUGGAAUUCUCAUUGAAAAAAUAAUCAGCGCGUACAAGAUUAUGCUUCGCAACCAUUGUUCAAAUUGUCACAUUGAACACGGACAUUGUCGGCAGGAACAAAUAUGACCGUUUGCUUUUGCUUCCAACUUCGGCGUCGGUUGUUAAAAGACACGGGGCCACGUCAGCGUGUUGUACUUGUCCCUCUCGGUCACUCCAUGGACUGGUCACUCCCAGAGGCAGAGCGCACAAUGUGUUGACCUGUCCACCGUGUGGUUGGCGGUGCCGACAAGAGUGAAAAGUCUGGGCAAAUGUAUAAGCCCACAUUUCACACCCCUCCUGCCAUAACGAGACUUUGUGCUUCCAUUGAAGCCGUCAACCUGAUCGUUGCAAGAUACAUUUGAGGGAGGGUGCCUUAAACAUUUGUGGUCCGAGCAUCAAUAUUUCAGCACAACUUUUUGUUGACUCUGCGGUAUCUAUUCGACAGCUCUUUAUAAAGGGGAAUCUUUCAGGCAGCAAAACUCCAACUGAACAAAAGGCAUUGUCUUCCAGAUAAUCACAUGUAAAGUAAAAUGUUUUUCGUAACUCCUCAUUAUUAGAAGUGGUGUUUUAAAAAGCGACGUAGUGCUAAUUCCCCUCCAUGAUGAACGAGUGUAGGAUAACGUGCUGAUCUUCCACCCCUGAUUCAGGCAGCCACAGCGAGUCAGUGGAGGCACUCAGCGAUGUUGGGAAGGUCCUUUGCCAGUUCCAUCGCCGCGGCUUCCUCCGCAUCUUCCCAGCGAGCGCGCGGCAGAAACCAGUGAAUUGCCCAGAAACGGUCGCCAGGGCAGGCGGGGAGAAGCUAGGCCGGCGGUAAAGCCGAGCCAAGCGUUCAAACACAUCACGGAGAAGAGGUGUCAACUCCAUCCGACUUCUCUGGGAAAGUCAAGAAUGGAACUGCAGGAAAGUUGACUUCCCGAUUUGGGAAUGGU